This is a messenger RNA of Fraxinus pennsylvanica, 2046 nucleotides long. Lineage: Eukaryota; Viridiplantae; Streptophyta; Magnoliopsida; Lamiales; Oleaceae. The record is from the annotation of a GenBank genome assembly.
AUGGAUGCCUCAGGUGCGUUUGUGGGAGUUUCACUGGAAGGAAACAUUGUUGCGACAAGGAUGGAUACAAAUCUUCAGUUUUAUGGUGAUCCAUACCUUACUACAGCUAAUAUCCUUCUUCGGACUGUGGAUAGACCGAAGGCUGCUGAACCAGUUAAACUUAAGCAUUUUCAUUCUAUGCCAUCGAAAUCCCCCCUCUUUUGCUCUGCUUCAUUGUCUCUAACAGAUUCUGACUCUGGGCCUCCGUCGAAAAGUAAUGAUGACUCGGGGGUGAUGUCUCAGUCGAAGACUCAGAAUGUGAGUAGUAGUCGGGCGGGGGCAGAAGAGAGGGUUUUAAUAAGUGAGGUGCUGGUGAGGAACAAGGAUGGGGAGGAACUCGAGAGGAAGGAUUUGGAGAAUGAGGUACUGAAUGCAUUAAAAGCUUCGCGGGCAAAUUCAGCGCUCACUGUGCGCGAGGUCCAGGAAGACGUGCACAGGGUUAUUGCUAGUGGGUACUUUAGUUCUUGUAUGCCUUUGGCUGUGGACACCCGGGAUGGCAUUUGCUUGGUUUUUCAGGUAGAACCAAAUCAAGAGUUUCAAGGAUUGGUAUGCGAAGGAGCUAAUGUUCUCCCAUCAAAGUUUAUUGAGGAUGCCUUUCGGGAUGGAUACGGAAAAGUUGUUAACAUCAGGCGCUUAGACGAUGUUAUAAGCUCCAUUAAUGGUUGGUAUAUGGAGCGGGGUCUUUUCGGCAUGGUUUCAGGCGUGGAGAUUCUCUCAGGAGGUAUUAUUAAGUUACAGGUUUCAGAAGCAGAAGUCAAUAAUAUAAACAUACGUUUCCUUGAUAAGACCGGUGAGCCUACUAUCGGGAAAACAAGGCCAGAAACAAUACUUCGGCAACUCACUACGAAGAAGGGACAGGUCUACAGUAUGAUUCAAGGGAAAAUAGACGUCGAUACAGUAUUAGCAAUGGGUAUAAUGGACGAUGUUAGUAUUAUUCCCCAGCCAGCUGGAGAAACUGACAAGGUUGAUUUGACAAUGAAUGUUGUUGAGCGUAAAAGUGGAGGAGGAAUCUCUGGUGGUGGAGGAAUUUCAAGUGGAAUAACAAAUGGGCCUCUAGCUGGACUAAUUGGAAGCAUUGCUAUUUAUCAUAAAAAUCUGUUUGGGAGGAACCAAAAGCUUAAUCUUUCAUUGGAGAGGGGACAGAUUGAUUCAAUAUUCAGGAUAAAUUACACUGACCCUUGGAUUGAAGGAGAUGAUAAGAGGACAUCUAGAGCAAUCGCAAUUCAGAAUUCAAGAACCCCUGGAACACUUGUUCAUGGAAACCAGCCCAGCAAUAAUAGUCUGACUAUAGGACGUGUUACGGCUGGGAUUGAAUACAGCAGGCCAUUCAGCCCAAAGUGGAAUGGAACAGCUGGGCUUAUUUUUCAGCGUGCUAGGGCUCAUGAUGAUAAGGGAAAUCCUAUUAUAAGGGAUUUCUAUGGCAGCCCGCUUACGGCAAGUGGAAAUACUCAUGAUGAUAUGCUACUUGCUAAACUCGAGACAGUAUAUACUAGUUCUGUUGACCCUAGGUCUUCAAUGUUGGUGUUCAACAUGGAUCAGGGUAUCCCUGUGUUGCCAGAAUGGCUAAUUUUUAACAGAGUGAAUGCUCGUGCCAGGCAGGGUUGGGUUGUUGGACCUGCAUGUCUUCUCUUUAGCUUCUCAGGCGGUCAUGUGGUGGGUAAAUUUCCUCCCCAUGAAGCAUUUGCAAUUGGUGGAACCAACAGUGUGAGAGGAUAUGAAGAAGGCGCUGUAGGAUCAGGCCGGUCUUAUGUGGUUGGAAGCGGAGAAAUUUCAUUGCCGCUGAGGGGGCCAGUAGAGGGGGCUAUAUUUGCAGACUACGGAACUGAUCUUGGUUCAGGCUCGUCUGUUCCAGGUGAUCCUGCUGGGGCAAGAAAUAAGCCUGGAAGCGGAUACGGAUAUGGAGUUGGUAUUCGUGUGGACUCACCUCUUGGGCCUCUAAGACUUGAAUAUGCCUUCAAUGAUCGGCGAAAUGGGCGAUUUCACUUUGGAAUUGGCCUAAGGAACUAA